CGAUAGCGUGCUUGCAACCGCAGGGGGCGUUGGGAUUGAUAGGGAUGUUUCCAUCAUGGCGGCAUCCAUUUCAGGUUAUACUUUUAGUUCUGUGUGUUAUCACAGCGCCAACAGUAACUCGGAUCAUGAGGGCUUCCUUCUAGGUGAAGUAAGGCAAGAAGAGACUAUCAGCAUCAGUGAUGCCCAGAUUGCCACAGCAGAAAUAAUACAAGUAGUUGAAAUCCAUAAUCAUGACCCUUGUGCACAAUUGUUUAGCUUUUAUGACUAUGCUGGAAAAGUUAAUGAAGAAAGUCUUAAUAACAUACUCAAAGAUCGUCGAAAAAGUGUUAUUGGCUGGUAUCGGUUUCGGAGGAACACUCAGCAGCAGAUGUCCUUUCGGGAGCAAGUCAUUCACAAACAGUUGACCCAGUUGCUUGGCGUCCCUGACUUGAUCUUCCUUCUUUUUAGCUUCAUCUCUACAGCCAAUAGUUCUACACAUGCACUGGAGUAUGUGCUCUUUAGGCCUAACAGAAGUAGGUACAAUCAGAGGAUUACCCUUUCUCUUCCAAACCUUGGCAACACAAGCCAGCAGGAAUACAAAGUGUCCUCAGUGCCCAACACCUCAGUCAACUACACCAAGGUCAUCAAAGAGCAUGGAGCGGAAUUCUUUGAUAAAGAUGGUGUGAUGAAGGAUAUUCGAACAAUCUAUCAAGUGUACAGUGCUCUGCAAGAUAAAAUGCAGGCGGUGUGUGCAGAGGUAGAGCAGAGUGAACGAGUCAAAGAAAAAAUCCAAGAAGAUGUGAACAAACUCAAACAACAAAUUGCUCUCAGGAAACGGAAGACUGCAGAAGAAGAGAGGAGAUUGCGAGAAGGCCAGAAUGCAGACUCUCAUUCCACUCCAGAAGACCACGCAGAUCCUCCUGAGGUGGCCCUUCUGUCCAGGAUAGGCUUCCACAGUCCCUCAGCGCCACAGAGGCCCAGUACUUCACCAAACCCCCCAUCUUACACAGACCUCCUGUCCCAGGAUGACUCUCUGCUGUCAUCCUCCUCCUCUCCCACCAGUGCUGCUCUCCUGCCCCGACCUCAGGCUGUGGGAUCUCCGGGACACCCCACCCCUGGACCACUGGGUAUGGACUUAGGUUUAGGGCUUAGCCUUGGUUCUAAUCCUGUUCCCACCCCAAACUCCCCCUACCUGGGUAACGGAGAUGGGUCGAGCUCUGAUUCGUUAGACAGACACGCUGCUGGUCAGGAGGACGAUGAAGACGAGGAUGAUGAUGAAGAUGAGGAGGAUGAGGACAGUAGUGAAUAUGAGAACUUAGUGAGUGAAGCCUCUCUACAGAUGGCUCAUGGGCGACCGGCAGCUCUGAGCCCUGACGGCGAUGCUCGUGGGUCCCAGGCCACAUAGGAGCGUGACUGAGGUGUGAGGGACAAUUCCAGACACGCGCUGCACCUUGAGACUGGCUCCACUGAGCGAUCAGAGACUGAAGAGGACAUAAGUGCCAGGCCUGACUGUGAACGGCAUGCGCAGGUGGUCAUAUGCUGUGUGUUCUCUCUUGUCUUAGUCUCCAUUUUAAGGGGAAAUCAACAGGUAUAACUUGCUGGUGUUUAAUGUUUUUUUUGUUUUGUUUUGUUUUGGAAUGGUGGUGGUCAGGGUAUUUACACGGAGGCGACAACUAGCUUGUUUGUAAUAAGACAGGUCCUUCGUCUGUCUUUCCCAUGAUUAUGAUUCAUUUUAUUUUCAUGUUUGCUUAUCAAAGUACCCAUCCCAACCACAGCUCUUGCACUUUUUUGCCUUUUUUUUGUAACAGACCAUUUAAGUUAACAGCAAAGUGAAAGUAUUUUGCAGCCUUGUGACAAUUGUAUUAAUGAAGUAGACAAAGGGUUAACUUUUAAUUUCUUUGAUUAAUUUAUGAAUCAUUUCUUUAAUGAUUUAUUACUAGGCAUUUCUUUCAUUUUGAUUUUAUGUUGCUCUUAAUUAAGUAAACAUCACUCAUGUAAAAUGAUUGAUAGAAAGACAAAAAUUAACUCUGCCAUUUCCGUAAUGGGUGCUUUAUAAAUAUAUAUACUUAUAUUUUGUCAGAUUAAUAGUUAAUCAAAUAUGAUUGACGAGAAUGUCAAUGUUGUGUUCUUUUUGGAUAACACUGAACUUGUAUGCGCCUUGCUGCACUUAACAACAUCGUUAAAAUUCAUUCUAAUGCUAUACCAAUGCUGUCAUGUGCCACUGAAGUAGUCCUCUUUGUCUUCUGUUUGUGUGUCGUACAAGGUUCACAGGGCAAACACAAUGUACUGUAGCUUUACUAACCAGAUGCUUCAAGUUCCCCUUUUGCUGCUGCAACACAGAGAGCUACCACUGCAUCUGUCUAUCAUUCUUCUUAUAAAAACUGGCUGCUACUCUAUCUUUUUUUCUGGUUGUCUCUUUAACUACUGACCCUGAACAUAUAACGCUCUCUAGUCUUAUACUGACAUUCUAUUAAAAGUCAUAAUUGUUGAUGGCCCUGCAGUGUAUGGGCGUUGUUGCUGUGGGAACAGUGAUCUUUCCCCUGACUUGGUGUAGCUGACAGCAGACCUCAUGUAUCUGAACUUUGCUUCAGUGUACUGUGCCUUUUACUCAGGAUAGUGUCUGCCUGCACACAACACACUAUUUGCUUUGGGGUACUCUCAUAUUAAUCUACAGUACCUGCUACAACUCUUGGUACCCUAUGAUAAUGUGGACAAGUUUGUACUUCAGCAAUUCUCCAGCAGUGUUUUUUUCUCUCUCUCUCUCUCUGAUUUGUAGGCCACUGGAACAAUCCCCCUGACAAAUCCUUUUUUAGGCUGAUUGACAAUACAUCAAGUACUUAAAAUUUCUGAAGACCUGAUUAAAAUAUUUUCCAUUGCUUGGCACCCAUGUUCACUAAAAAUAAUAAAUCAUUAAGGGAAUUCAAAUGGCUGCCAAUAGCUGUUACACAUUUCAUUUUAACAAUUUUCUUAUCACAUAAAACUGUUGUGUGUUUAUUUUUGUUAACAGUAAAAUGAGCUGAUUUUUACAUCAUUGUUCCCCUUUUAUUGAUAAGGGUGCUAAUACUUACUGAACAUGUAGGACACAUAAUAUAGUAUAUACACAAGGUCUAGAUGUAACCAUGUUACAUUACUUCUCUCUUCAAAAAAAGACCUGUAUCUGACAGUGCAAAUUGUAAUUCUAUGGCUUUAAUUUAAUUUAAUAAACUGGACUCAUACCAAGAGAAAAAAAUGCCAAACACAUCAAGUAGUAUUUUAAAAUAAUGCUGGAAAAAGAUUCUAUUGAAAGAUUUGGACAGCUAAAUUUGAACAUUUUCUGUUUGUAUUUAUUUACUUUUUUGAUGAGUAGCCUUAAUGUGUUGCCAAUAUUUAAAAUUAGAAAAGUCAUUCAAAUGUAAAAAAAAAAAAAAAAAAAAAAGGAACGCAAUGAACACAAUCACAUUAUUUUGUUUGCAAUAAAACUAACAAUUUAUUAUGAUUGUACAGGGGUUGUGGGUAGCUUUCAACAUCUGAUUGUCCCAUAGCCUAAAUCGUUUAUGGUGGAGGGUUGUAUAUUUUCCUCAAUACCUUUUCAAAAGGGUAAUGCUUCUCUGACCUCUGACUAGUUCUUCCUGUUAUUACUCUGCAAACUCCAUGAUGAUGAGAAAGACCACCUGAAUAUUACACGCACCUGUACUCUUACUGUAUAAGGGACAGUUUUUCCUGAUGCCCUCAUUAGGCACAUAAAUUUCUCCAUAAAGCACAAAGUCCAGCUGCAUCUUAUGGUUUCUUCUGGAUCUGUGCGCUUAAAAAAUGGAUAAAGAAAAGCGCAGAAUAUGGUUGGAUAAUAAAUAAGAGAUUCAUUCAAUGCA
Molecule: messenger RNA, 3827 nt
Organism: Boleophthalmus pectinirostris (great blue-spotted mudskipper)
Lineage: Eukaryota; Metazoa; Chordata; Actinopteri; Gobiiformes; Gobiidae
Gene: abraxas2
Product: abraxas 2, BRISC complex subunit
Exons: 9
Coding region: 56-1384 (442 amino acids)
Biological process (GO): protein K63-linked deubiquitination; attachment of spindle microtubules to kinetochore; mitotic spindle assembly
Cellular component (GO): nucleus
Molecular function (GO): microtubule binding; polyubiquitin modification-dependent protein binding
Source: RefSeq, a predicted model, not a curated record